Molecule: messenger RNA, 3730 nt
Organism: Conger conger (European conger)
Lineage: Eukaryota; Metazoa; Chordata; Actinopteri; Anguilliformes; Congridae
Product: amphiphysin-like
Exons: 26
Coding region: 60-2573 (837 amino acids)
Biological process (GO): synaptic vesicle endocytosis
Cellular component (GO): synaptic vesicle; plasma membrane; cytoplasm
Molecular function (GO): protein binding; phospholipid binding
Source: RefSeq, a predicted model, not a curated record
CUCUCACGCGUUUCUCCGUGUCCUGAAGCCUCGCUCAUCUCACCUCAGCACCAGCAGCCAUGGCCGAAAUAAAAACAGGCAUCUUCGCUAAAAAUGUCCAGAAACGGCUGAAUCGAGCACAGGAAAAGGUUCUGCAGAAGCUGGGGAAGGCCGACGAGACGAAAGAUGAGCAGUUCGAGCAGUGUGUCCAGAACUUCAAGAGGCAGGAGACGGAAGGAACGCGGUUGCAGAGGGAGAUGAAGGCGUACCUGGCGGCUGUGAAAGGAAUGCAGCAGGCCUCCAUGAACCUGACGGAGUCGCUGCAUGAGGUGUACGAGCCAGACUGGUACGGGAAGGAUGAUGUCAUGACCGUGGGGAAGAACUGUGAUGUACUCUGGGAAGACUUCCAUCAGAGGCUGGUGGACUCCUCUCUCAUCACCCUGGACACGUACCUCUCACAGUUCCCCGACAUCAAAACCCGUGUUUCGAAGAGGAGCAGGAAGCUGAUCGACUACGACAGCGCUCGACACCAUUUAGAGACCCUACAGGCUUCAACCAUAAGGAACGAGCGCAAGAUCUCCAAGGCGGAAGAGGAGUUAAAAAAAGCGCAGAAGGUGUUCGAUGAUUUCAAUGUGGACCUGCAGCUGGAGCUUCCAAGCCUAUGGGACAGUCGAGUGGGCUUCUAUGUCAACACCUUCAAGAACGUCACGCACCUGGAGUCCAAGUUCCACAGGGAGAUCUCGCUGCUCUGCCACAAGCUGUACGAGGUGAUGAACAGACUCGCCGAGCAGCAUUCCGACAAGAUGUUCACCAUCCAGGGAGCUCCCAGCGACUCCGGCCCCCUGCGAUACGCCAGGACGCCCAUGGCCACGCCCCCCGACGAGUCUCCGGCCAGCAGUCCCGAGGCCAGUCCCAACCACAUGCUGGCCCCCGGGCCGCACCGACCCAAGUCCCCCUCUACGCUGAAGAAGGGUCCCCCGGUGCCCCCCCCUCCCAAGAUCACCCCCACCACAGAGCUGCACCAGGAGCAGAUCAUCAGCCUGUUCGACAGCAGCUUCACCGCGGACGCCCCCCCAGCACCCCCAGUGCAGGUACAGGGGAGCCUGCUGUGCGUUAGCUGCUGUAUGUCUCCCUCACAGGCUGAAAAGGCAGUGGACUCCCUGCUGGAUCUGGACUUCGACCCGUUCAAGCCCGACGCCACCACCCCCAUCGGGCAGACCCAGUCGCCCAUGUCCCAGACCCUGCCCUGGGAUUUGUGGACGGCUCCAGCUGCCGAGGUCACACAGCCUGCCGCCAGCGACUGGGCCGCGGACUUCAGUGGCCUGGGGGCCGGAGUGGAGGCGGCCGCCCCCGCCGGGGAGAACGGAGAGGCCAAGGCGGCGGACGGGCAGGGCUGGCCCCCAGCGGACGGCUGGGCGACGGAGGCUGUGGCGGCGCAAGGAGAGACCGCCGGAGCGGAGACCGUCGGAGCAGAGACCGUCGGAGAGGACACCAUAGAAGCGGGGACCGUCGGAGAGGCCACCAUAGAAGCGGGGACCGUCGGAGAGGCCACCAUAGAAGCGGGGACCGUCGGAGAGGCCACCAUAGAAGCGGGGACCGUCGGAGAGGACACCAUAGAAGCGGGGACCGUCGGAGAGGACACCAUAGAAGCGGGGACCGCCGAACCCGAGACCCCCGCAGCUGAGACCGUUGAACCCGAGGCGGCCGAACCCGCGGAAGCCGAGGUGUCCAACAAUGCACUUAAUGGAGUCUCUCAGCCUGAGGCAGCCGUCGCCGCGGUUACCGCCGAAUCUAGCCCGAGUGCGGUUGACGUGACGUCCGAGGCAGAGGCGGCAGUGCCUGAGGCUGAAACAGAGGCGGCCCUCGAACCCGUGCCUGAGACGGGCGAGGCCCAGGCGCCCCCUGACACUGCUGAAGCUCCUGCAACCAGCCCAGCUGAGGAGAAAGCUGCGGACGCCACUGUGGUAGAGGCGGAGUCUGUGGCCAGUCCAGAGGCGGAGUCUCCUGAGAUAACCUCUCCCUCUGAAGCUGAGAAACAGCCCAGUGAGGAAGCUGAGCUGGAAACAGCCACAGCCAGGGAGGGCGAGGUGGGGUCCCCUACUGCGGACGCUCCGGCCCCAACAGUGGACAUGGAGUCCCCAAAAGAGCUGACUCUGACGGUGGAGCCAGCCGGGGGGGAGGAGGUCACACAAGAGGGGGCUGCGGAGGCUGAGACAGAGGAGGAGAAGAUGCCCAUCCCGUCAGUGGUGAUCGAGCCCGCCUCCAGCAACGAGGGAGAUGAUGACCGUGACGGUGACAUCACUUCCCCCACCGUCUCCAGUGGCAACGGAGUGACUCCGGAGAGCCAGCCAGGACCCCCGGGCAUGCCCGCCGGGUUCCUCUAUAAGGUGGAGGCGCUACACGACUUCGAGGCGGCUAACUCGGACGAGCUGGAGCUGAAGAAGACGGACGUGGUGCUGGUGAUCCCAACGGUGAAUGUGGAAGAUCAGGAUGCCGGCUGGCUCACAGGAAUGAAGGAACGUGACUGGCUCCAGCUCGGCCCCACAGCUCCGAAAGGACUCUUUCCCGAAAACUUCACCCAGCGCUUGGAGUGACAAGCCCAGCCCCGAAACAGCAGCUGGCGGAUAACCCCAGUGACUUCCAGACCGAGCCCGGCAUUCCACACGCUUCCCGCCGUUCAGAGGAGAAGGCUUAAUCAGGCAGACGCACGCGGGUUUGUUUUUUUUAAAAAAGGAAGUGGACAGUGAAGUGACUGACCGGCUGUGUGGACUGACAGCCACCCUCCCUCAGAAACCAGUCGUUGAGUGUGUUCGUUUGUAUACCUGUGAGCGGCAAAAAAAAUUGGUGUGUGCUUUGUUGGAGCGUCGAUGACCUCCCACCUAUAAUCCCUAUCUGUUAAAGGAAAACAAAAAAAAAGUCAAACUCCUUCUUUAAAAAUGAUGACCUUAUCUUCUCUGCACUAAGUGUAUUGUAUACAUUUGAUUGCUCAUGGAUGCAGCCGAUUUUAUCAGCCCGUGAUAUGAGUAGUGAUAUGAUUUAUUUAAAAGUUCAAAAGUGUUACACAAUUUCUUUUUGUUUUAUUUCCAACAUCAAUGUUACCUUGUUGCAUCACUGUUAACCUUCUCUGUAGCGUCAUGGCUGAAUGUGUACGGCUAAGAUGAUAUUUGGUAUACUUGGUGUUGAUUUUGUUAUUGGACAAGACUUGCUACUCUUUUGCCAAAAAUACUUAUACAUAUUAUGAAAUGGAAAUUACUCACAAAAAUGUAAUUAUAUCUAGGUGUUAAUGAAAUAUCUAUCAGAGGAAAAAUACAGCUGUGGACCAAGCAGAUGAAGCUUUUCAAACAAAAUAGUUAUACAGAAACUCCUUACCUGAUCAUGAGAAGAAAAAAAAUAUAUACCUUUACAUAAUAUUUACAUAUAAUUCAGAAGAUAUAGUUCAAACCGGGUCAUCUUAUGGAAUUGUAUAAAGGCAUUACUUCAUAAAUAAGACAAUAUACACAAUAAUUUAUUCACCUUUGCAUUUCUUUGAAGGCGAAGAUCGCAGCAGUGGUGCUAGGGUGGAAAAUCAAGUAUGCAAUACAUGUAACCGUUGGUAGUGUUUCCAUAGUUACACCGUUCAGUUUUCAGGAAGUCCAAUGGCAUUUCAGUGUACGUGCAGUCAGUCCUCAUAUUAGAUUUUUAUUUAUUUAUUUUGUAAUGUACAUAUCUGUGCUUAUUUAUCUAAAGGUAAAUAAAGAAUAGUUACUAAUUA